This is a messenger RNA of Xylaria bambusicola, 1093 nucleotides long. RefSeq names its product heterokaryon incompatibility protein-domain-containing protein. The transcript has 3 exons. NCBI's taxonomy places the organism in Eukaryota, Fungi, Ascomycota, Sordariomycetes, Xylariales, Xylariaceae. Bases 1 to 813 code for a protein of 270 amino acids. The record is from RefSeq and is a predicted model, not a curated record.
AUGCGCUGCGUACAGGUUGCCGUCUCUGCGCAACGAUUCGAGAGAGAAUCGAGAAAACAUAAGUCUCUAUAUGGCGAGUCUGAUUCUGACGAUGAACGACCGCUGGAGGGAUGGCUUGACGACUUGGAGAAGGAUCCUACGCCGAAUGGCUUAGGGUCACUUCUUGCUGAUGAUGCCGACAAGGUAAUCGACGAAGCUAAAGAUUCUUGGCUGGUGCUUGAACUAUAUGGUCCCGGCGUGCACGUUGUGCUUCCAAUGGAGCUUGCUACCGAGAACGAAUUGGAGGACCUCAUGCAGAACAAUAUAGACGAGCAAGCCUCGACCGGCAGUAACGAGAACCUCAGACUUAGUAACGCAUGGCUACAACACUGCCUAGCUAACCAUACUCGCUGUGCACCUGACCGGCAGGAUCCAUGGCUUCCCAGUCGCCUGAUUGACGUUGGUACGGUGAAAAACGAGACUGUCCGGCUAGUCUUGGGCAGUUCCCUAGAUAUAAGAAGUCCCUACGCUGCCCUGAGCCACCGCUGGGGUCGGGAUACAACAUUCGUCUUGACUUCGGCCAAGCUUGCCGCCUAUCAGCAGGAAAUAACUCUGGUGGAGGGCUCUUCGACUUUAAGGGACGCUAUUGAAGUUACUAGGUCUCUAGGACUGCAAUAUUUGUGGAUGGACUCGAUGUGCAUCGUUCAAGAUGAUGCAAGUGACUGGGCUCGUGUAUCGGCCACCAUGUCCAAAGUCUAUGGUCUGUCUACUUGCACCAUUGCGGCAGCAAACAGUGGUUCAGAUGAAGGCGGUUGCUUUGCGCAACGAAAUUAGUACCGGGUUCGUCCCUGUUGGAUCCCGAACCCUUUCCGUGUGAAUUCAAAGUACUGGUUCUACGCCAGGCCCGAGCACCUAUAUCGCAUCUACGACAAGGAGAUAAGGCGCUCCUUGUGGUAUAACCGAGGCUGGGUCUUUCAAGAACGUACGCUUUCGCCCCGUCUUUUGGUAUUUUCAGGCGCUCAGAUACUGUGGACCUGUAAACAAAUGCAAGCCGCUGAAACUUGGCCCUGCGGGGGAGAGAUUGAGAAUUACAUUGACCGAUUCAACACGUUUG